UUUUUAACUUAUAUUGGGACUGACACUAAAGCUAUAACAACAUGUCUAUGAAGAGUAGAGGAAUGGGAAUAGGAGUGUAUGCUAAGUCUAUUAACUUGGUCCUUUUGGUGUGCUUAGGCUGCUUCUGUGCUGGAUUGGUUUUCAUUAACAGGAUGUGGACGGUGCCUGAAGCUAAUGAUAUUGCAAUAACUGCUAAACUCGAAGAUGCCCGUAUAAACUUAAAAUCUGAGAAUUAUCCAAAACUUAAGGUUGUACAGCAUAAAGGAAAUAACAGUGUGGGGGUCUUGGAUAAGACAAUAACAAAUUUGGAGACGGAAUUAACAGCUUCUAGGGCAGCACAUGAAUCUAUAAUGCAUGACUUUCCGACGUCGCGAAACAUGAAGAAUGUUGAAACAAAUGUGAAAAGAAAAUACUUUAUGGUUGUAGGAAUCAAUACAGCUUUUAGUAGCCGCAAGCGAAGGGAGUCUGUUCGUGCUACUUGGAUGCCACAAGGUGAGAAGAGAAUGAAAUUGGAGGAAGAGAAGGGUAUAGUGAUUCGCUUUGUUAUAGGUCGCAGUUCGACAUCUGGUGGUAUACUUGACAAAGAAAUUGACUCAGAAGAGAUGUUGCAUGGAGACUUCUUGCGCCUAGACCAUGUUGAGGCCUACCUGGAAUUAUCAGGCAAGACUAAGACUUAUUUUUCAACUGCUGUUGCGUUGUGGGAUGCAGAAUUUUACAUUAAAGUUGAUGAUGAUAUUCAUGUAAAUUUAGCUAUGCUAGGAACAACUCUAGCUAGACACCGUAUGAAACCUCGGGUUUACAUUGGCUGCAUGAAGUCUGGUCUUGUCCAUGCUCGAAAGGGAAUGAAAUACCGUGAACCAGAGUAUUGGAAAUUUGGUGAGAUGGGAAACAAGUAUUUUCUACAUGCUACAGGACAAUUAUAUGCCAUCUCAAAAGACUUGGCUAUGUAUAUAUCGACAAACCAGUAA
Molecule: messenger RNA, 968 nt
Organism: Quercus robur (English oak)
Lineage: Eukaryota; Viridiplantae; Streptophyta; Magnoliopsida; Fagales; Fagaceae
Product: probable beta-1,3-galactosyltransferase 4
Exons: 9
Coding region: 42-968 (308 amino acids)
Cellular component (GO): Golgi membrane
Molecular function (GO): hexosyltransferase activity
Source: RefSeq, a predicted model, not a curated record